This is a messenger RNA of Nothobranchius furzeri (turquoise killifish), 8786 nucleotides long. Its product is annotated as endothelin-1. Gene Ontology annotation, molecular function: hormone activity; endothelin B receptor binding. Gene Ontology annotation, biological process: intracellular calcium ion homeostasis; regulation of systemic arterial blood pressure by endothelin; regulation of vasoconstriction. NCBI's taxonomy places the organism in Eukaryota, Metazoa, Chordata, Actinopteri, Cyprinodontiformes, Nothobranchiidae. The record is from RefSeq and is a predicted model, not a curated record. Gene Ontology annotation, cellular component: extracellular region.
GUAUAAUGAGCAAUCAGAAAAGUUUAUUGUGUUCCUCGUGGCCUCGUAUUGAAAAGUUACCCUGAAAAAAAAACUGCUGCAGCAUUAUGCUCUAUGCAUAGCUCUUGCUGCUUCCCCUUUAGUCAUGCAGGGCAGUAAGUAAGGAUGAUGGCCUUUUUCUGGUAGACAUUCUGGAAUAUUCUCAAACAAUUUCAUCCGCUCUUCUUCAGCAGCCUUCUCAAACUCACUCAACCGCUGUCGCUGCUGAGAACGGGGGAAGGGGGGUUGGCAACAAGGCAAUGAAGCGUUGUGAUAAUACGACGAGAAAAUAAACAUUGCUUUCUACAAUAGGAUACAUCUAUUGUAUUUUUUCCAGCCUUAUAUUUUAUACAUUGCUACAUACUAGUCAUUUAACGUAUCUUAGUUUUUAUUUUCCUAAUACUGUCGGCUUUGGAAAGGAUCCAAAACACAAAAGUGUAAAACUCAAAAGUAUUUUAAUGCCAAAAAUCAGGUGACCAAAAUAAAAAAGGUAGCUAGGAUGCUGAAACCAGCAGAGUGUGACUGAAACUGAACUGUAUACACUGAGGAGUGAGAGAUGACAGAGGACUAGUUAUGAGGAGGAGCUGUGAGUGGGAGCAGAGUACAGCAGGGGAACAUAGGAGGAACUAUAAAUGAAAAUAAUUUAAAAGAAGAAGAAAGAAACCUAAAAGGGAAAGAAGAAUAACUAGAAUAAAACCUGACAACAAAAGUAGUAGAAAAUUCAGUGGAAGAAAAAAAUAAGACUUGAAUACUAAAUGAGAAAACCUUAACAGCUUAAGAAAAUUUUUAUUUUUAUUUAUUUUUUUGUGAGGGAGAUUUAUUGGCCAUUAUAUCGGCUAUUGGCUUUUGUUAAAAGUUUUAUAUCGGUAUCGGUCCCAAAAAAGGCAUAUCAGUCGGGCCCUAAAAUACAUAAACAUUAAUUUGCGUUGCUCGGUUAACUUAAAACACAGGGAAAAAAGUUACAGCAACAUUACAAAAGAGGAAAGAACAGCCAUGACAGCACUAUCCAAAAAUGAGCACAUCAGUAUUCUACCUGCAGAUAAAAGAAGAACUACAGCGAUAAUGGACAAAGACAAAUAUAAAUAACCGAUGCUGGAGGACAACAAUACAUACAAACUAUCCAAAAAGAUCCAACUGAAGGCAUCAAGAAAAACAUCUAAACAAUUACUUAAACCAUUACAAGAAAAGGGCAGAAUAACAGAAAAAAGUACAAACACUGGAUUUUAACAGCAAACAUAAUCCCAAGAAUGUAUGGAACCCUAAAAGUCCACAAACUGAACAUUCCACGUAGACCUAUAGUAGACAGCAUAGAUACACUGACAUACAAUAUGGCAAAAGAAAUAAGCAAAAUUAUCAGUCCAUUAUUAGGUAACACAGAGCAACAUUGCAAAACCAGCACAUAACUGGCAAAAUAACUGAGAAAAGGAUUACAGAAGAAGACAAUGACACACUAAUCCAGGGCUAUUCACCUCACCUGCUUUUUCCCCUCUCACUGAGAACUGUGUGUCCAAGCUUCUCAGGUGCAGCCGCCCUACUACAUGUCCACUUAACCCCAUUCCGACGAAGCUGCUCCAAGCUAUUGCUCCUACAGUAGCCGCAGCAGUCACACGUGAUUAACGCUUCACUGACGUCUGGUACAUUUCCCACCUCUCUCAAGCAUGCUCAGGUUAAACCGCUGCUAAAAAAACAUCUCUUCCUCCAAAUCGUGGAGAACUACCGACCUAUCUCUCUCCUCCCUUUUCUGUCCAAAAUCAUUGAAAGGGUGACUUUCAAUCAGAUCACAGAAUACCUCUCACCAAACUGUCUGCUUGACCCUUACCAAUCUUGGUUCAAAAAGGGCAACUCCACUGAAACUGCUCUGAUAGCAGUGACGGAAUCAUUAAAAGAAGCUAGAGCGACUGCCAAAUCCUCAGUGCUUAUCCUGCUCAACUUAUCGGCUGCAUUUGACACUAUCAACCAUGGCUUCCUUUUGUCCACACUCUAGCAUGGGCAUCACAGAGAAAGCAAACGCCUGGUUUGAAUUGUACCUCACAGGAUGAUCAUUCAGUGUAUCUUGGCUUGGACAAUACUCUACCAUGCACCAUCUUGCCACAGGAGUCCCCCAGGGCUCUGUACUAGGACCUCUUCUCUUUGCCAUAUAUACCACCUCAUUGGGUGAGAUCAUUCGAUCUCAUGGCUUCUCCUACCACUGCUAUGCAGACAACACCCAGCUCUGUCUGUCAUUUCCACCGGACGACCACACUGUCUUUGCAUAAAUAUCAAACUGUCUCUCUGACAUAUCAAAAUGGAUGAAAUCCCCCCAUCUCCAACUCAACCUCUCUAAAACUGAACUACUUGUCAUCCCAGCAAAACCAUCCAUACAGCACAAUAUCUCAAUCCAAAAUGACUUCCUAUCACUGGCUCCUUCAAAGGCAGUUUGAAAUCUGGGUGUUGUGAUUGAUGAACCCCUGACCUUUAAAGAUCAUGUUGCCUCUGUUGCUCGUUCAUGCCGCAUUGCGCUGUAUAACAUACGAGAGAUCAGACCAUACCUAACACAACAUGCCACCCAGCUCCUGGUGUAAUCUACUGUCACCUCCCGCCUCCAUUACUGCAAUGCCCUUCUAACUGGUUUUCCAACCUGUACUCUGAGACCUCUUCAAAUGGUCCAGAACGCAGCUGCCAAAAAGAGCACACGUCACCCCUCUGUUCAUUGAGCUCCACUGGCUACCGCUAGCAGCACGCAUCAAAUUCUAAUGGCUAACACUAGCAUACAAAGUCCGAGAUGGUACGGCUCCCAUCUACCUGAAUCCUCUUGUAAAGGCUUACGUCUCGGCCCGGCUGCUCCGGUCAUCACAGGAUCGUCGGCUAGCAGUGCCUACACCACGCUCAGGACAAUCCAGACUCUUCUCAUGCAUCGUUCCACAAAUGUGGAAUGACCUUCCAAGCACUACCAGAACUGCGGCUUCCUUUUCAAUUUUCAAGAAACUCCUGAAGACCCUGCUCUUCAGAGAGCAUCUUCUAAACUAGCACCCUCCCUGCACCCGUCCCCCCUCUCUACUGUCCACUCCUUGUUUCCUCCUCUCCAUGACUGAUGUCAAGUUGUUGUUGUUACUGUUGUUGUUAGCCUCAAGGACAACAUGCCGAUUAUCACUUGUAAGUCGCUUUGGACAAAAGCGUCUACUAAAUACAUAAAUAUAUUCAAGUUCAGGCCUCAAGGGCAGGUAUCCUGUACGUUUUAGUGGUUUCUCUGGUCCAACACACCAGAUUGGCUGUUAAUCACCUGCUGAUUGAAAUCAGGUGUGUUAAAGCAGGCUAGUACACCCAAAAGGCAAGACACGAUAUCAGCAGAACAUAAGUGUGGAGUCAUUUAUGAAAUCCCCUGCUAACUUGGCAUCAUGAAUACUUUAUACAGGUGCUUACAUACAUACAUAGGAGAAACCGACUCAACACACAAACAAUAGAACAUAGAAAAGAGUGUGAGAAGGAAGUAGAGGCCGACCAAUAAGUGUUUUUAAAGGCCAAUGCAGAUACCAAUUUUUAAAGAAUUUUGUUGCAGAUGGCUGAUAUCUGAAGCCGAUUAUUAAGGCUGAUUUACGUUUUAGCAGCACAUUGAUCGUGAAAGACCACUGGACACUCACUGUGUGAAAUAUAAAUUAAAUAAGUCAAUUAAUCUCUUAAUAUUUACUGACCUUCAAUUAGAAAACAAACUCAAAACAUUACAAAAAUUGUGUGUUAGGGUCCUUUGGGUCCUUUCUUCAGUCUAGUAGUGGCGGCAGUUGACCACACUGGUGCCUGAUUUAAGAAAAAUGUAUUUUAUUGGCUUUUUAAAUAAUUUCAGUCGAUGGCCGCUGUGGAAGAAAUUGAAUACAUCGGCCCGAUAUAUCGGUUGGCCUCUAAAAGGAAGUACAAUGAAGAAAUCAGCUGUAACAGACCACUGCAGUUCAAUUCAAAUUUAUUUCUAUAGCGCCAAAUCACGACGAGUCGUCUCAAGGACCUUCCCACAGUAAAUAUUCUAACACAGGUCAGGUCAUUAAGCCAAUCAGUAAAAAGUUUCCUAUAUAAGGAACCCAGCAGGUUGCAUCAAGUCACUGACUGUACAAGGGAAAACCAAAUAAUGAACUGGGACAACACACGGAUCAUAAACGCAGAGCAACAGAAAUAUAAAAGACGGAUUAAGGAAGCCAUAGAAUAAGGAGACAUGGACAUGGAACCAUGAACAGAGACGAUGGAGUCUACACGUUGGAUCACGCAUGGGACUGUGCCAUCGAUGAGGAGGGCGAUGUCGCACAGAUAAAUGGACAAAAAAGUGACGCCACCAACAUCGGCACAGCUCUGAGGAUGGCUAAAGUCAUUAGACAAAACGUUAGCAAACAAGGUGAAGAGCAACUGUUUCUGCUGUGUUUUAAAAGAACCAAGCAAUGGAAGGAGUGUGUGCAGCUGUUUAUUUGAGUUCUAAUAAAUCCCCAUGAAUGAUUAAAUCUGGAGAAGUGGCUAAUGACUGACAAACAAACUGGUUUUAAUUAGAACAGCUUUGUUUCAUAUGUUUCACCAGAAGAUGGUUUUAGACACUUUAGUGGAGGUGAAUCAGGAACGUCUCUGGUCACCGCGGUCUUAUUGGGGGUUUAGGUGGUGUGUGUGUGGGUGUUUAUAGGGCCUUCGUAGGCUGUUUUAGGGAAACUCAACCAAGAGACUCUUUGGAGUCCUGUGCACCACAGUGUGGCUCCCAGAUGUUUGGAUUGUCCCUGUUAAUCUCCUGAUGGUUGACCACAACGCCACUCCCUGGUCAGACCGACAGAAAGGCAGCGAGGCAGCUUCUCCAGCUUGGCCCAAAAAAGAUGAAAAAGUCAGCCCAAUGCAGAGCUGCUGUCUGUGGUUUUGUCAUUCUCCUGCUGCACGUCGUUCCAGAUGACCUGAGAGGAGAACUCUCGGCACGUCGAUCCCAACAAAUAUGCAGAAAUAUUGUCUGCUAAAGUAGGGAAGAAGAAAAUGGCCCAUUUGGGACUGAAAUGAUUGAUGGAGGAUGAUUCACUCAAUUUGCUUCAGUUUCCUCCUGAAGUGACCCAGCUUGGGUUGAGCAAGUGAACUCCCAUCUCGCACUCCCACAUCCACACCUGGAUCCACCCCAUCAUCUGUCUGUUCCUGGGAACGCCAGAGUCUUCCAUCAGCUGUAGAUCUGAGAGGUUUUUAUGAGGUGGUGUUGGUUCUCGUCUGAGGAGCUCCGUUCAGACAGGAAAGAGAGCUUUCUGAACCUCAAAGCCGUUACCUCACCAAGCCGUACCACAUCAGACCAACAACAAGGGGUGGAGAUUAAACUUUUUCUCCACCGGCCACAUUUUUUUAUGUGAAGCACUCGCCUCGGUUACCGGCUUCUAUCUCUGCUCUGAGGGAGUUUCUCUACACUUCAGCUUUAUUCUUCACAAACACUGGCUGCUUCCUAUUCACGUCAGUCCAUUCCCUUCUUUUCAUCUAAUCCACAAUGAAGGAGAAAAAGUCCCAGAUCACAUGAUGUCAUCUGAUGUUCACACCAACUGUCAGAACUGUCGCUUCAUCCUUUGGCUCCUCUUGAGAAUCAUUUUUGUUUUCCGCCACCCGCUGAACAUCAGGAAUGUAAAGCUACGUCGCUAACGUUGCUGUUCACUUCUUCUUUUAAUGAGAACGGCAGACUAACGGCAUCACGGGCGCGCUGCUGCCCCCGGCAGGUCAGCUGUAUAGACAACGCUGCUUUAUUUUCGUACUUGAGGCCUGCCACUGUGGCGUGUGUGUUGUGCCACUUAACCCGCCACUUCAUGAAUUUACCCGCAUUUGGCCGUGGCGGGUGCCAGUUUCCACCGCUGCCAACAACACUCUGGAGGGAGUUACUAAAGGGUCCCACAAUAUUCCCGAGGGUUCUCACUUCACCUGGGUGAGGGUCAGGGACUCAUCCUGCUGGGUUUUACACAUGCAGGUGUCCUGAGUCAUUAUGGGAUGUCUGGAACCCACCAGUAGAGAUGUGUCCGAUUGCUCUGGUAGGAGUCGGAGACCAGACUGAGGUAGUACGUUCACAAGGAUGCCGCUUCCUCACCACACACACACACACACACACACACACGCCAAUGAGAACCCUCUUCUUUUGGCAGCGUCUUGCUUUUGACCUGAAGAAAAAUAAACAACUUUUAUUGCGUUUUCACCAGCUUGUCUCUAAAAUGAAAGACUGAGCAUUUGCUAAAUACAUGUGAAUGCACAGGAGCACAGGUGUUUUUCUGUCUGAUCUGUAGUAUUCUGAAUAAUAACAUAAAUGUAACGAAUUGCAGUCUCGGAAAAGUACGGUGGCCCUGUGAGUGCUGACUUAAGAGCUGGUUCUGAAGGUCUGAGCUGUGCUUGUUCGUGUUUCUGGUCCUCCUGCAGCAGAUGAGCUGUUCAGUGGAAACCCAGUGGGUCUGGAGAACUUUUUCUUUGUGUUUGUGUCCAGAACAAUAGAUUUAGGAGGUGAAGGAAGACGAAGAAAAUAGAUAAAAAAGGCAGAAACACUAAUGAGGACCAGGACCGGCACCUCAACACGGAUGCUUGUGAUGAUGGACCUGGGACUGGUUCUGGUCACGUUUUCAGAUGGUUAUUCUUUGGUCUUGUAGCAAUAUUUACUCCAGAUCCCUCCACACACACUUGUGCAGUGAAAACAAGCAGGUUCGUUCCAUAUGUGAGGACAACCCUGGGGAACACGUCAGAGUCCGGGUUACAUAAAGACCCAACAGUGAGCGGACCACAGUGAGAGCGCGCCUUGCCGAACCGGAGGAGGCUGUUAUUUAUGAUCCAGUUAAGGUGUCCCGUUGCAGGAGCUGCUUCCUCCUCCUCCUCCUCCUCCUCCCCUCUGUUAUCACACAGCAGCGGGGUCCGACCCGGUCCAGUACCCUGCCUGCAUCUGGAGAGAGCAGCAGCUUCUGCACCCUCCAGAGAGCCGCUUACCUGCUCCGGACCGGCUUGCUGUGUGUUUUAUGGGAGACGUUAAAAGCUUCGACUGUUUUGGUCAACAGGGACGGGUUUUCUGUUGAUUUUACUAUUUCUGAUUAAAACUUGGGAACUGUUGUCACCUCUUGAUUCGACUCGUGGAACCCGAGCAGCAGCAUGGACUUGGCCUACGUCUGGCUCCUCGCCAACGCUUUGAUGUUGAUCCACCAGUUUCAAGCUGCUGUCAUGGGCCCCGUGGCGGAGGAGGGGCCCCUCGCGCAGCUCCACCACACGGCCCAUCGGCGGGACAAACGCUGCUCCUGUGAGAACCAGAAAGACAAGGAGUGCAUCUUCUUCUGUCACAUCGGCAUCGUGUGGGUCAACUCCCCCAGCCACGUGGUUCCGUAUGGGUUUGGAUCGGUGCGGGUCAGGAGGGAUCUGCAGCGCUGCUCCUGCUCACAGUCACAGGAUGUCCAGUGUCUGACGUUCUGCUUCGGGAACAUGCAGCUGAACGACGAUCUGAAACCGAAGAAGGACAAACUGAAGACGUACAGCGAUGCAUUCUGGGACAAGAGGAGCCGACACGCUCUGAAAUACCAGACCUGAGCUGAACUGGACCGGUACCAGUGGUGUUAGCGGUACCAGCUCCUCAGAAACAAAGUAUUUAAUGUAUCUAGAAUGCAAAUAUUGGACCUUUGAUCGUGUGUGACGGUGGUUCUGCUCGUGUUUGUUUGGACCUGACAUUAGAACAGAACCAGCUGGAGGUUCUUUAGUCUCCAACCUUUGUGACCCAAACAUCAGCUGAUGAAGCUCAUGCUGCAUUAUAGAGAUUCAGAACCAGAACAGCUGUUUCUGAUCCGUUCUGGUACCGGAUCCAAAAGGAGAGGGACAGCUAGCACUACAACCAGGACAGAGGGAGACUACGGUGCCCUAGAAGGGACAAAAUCCACCCUGGAACUUCUGAUUCUGGUACCACCGGUACUGGUGAGGACUGGACCUCUUAGGCAGAUGGAGUUUGUCCCCUCCUGGACACCGUAGGAUGAAAACAUUCAUCUGGAGUUUAGAGACGAGUUUGUGGACUUAAAACAGUUUCUGUUCUCUAAAAGUCCAGAAAGGUUUCUGAGAUUCGGUCCCAGAAACAGGAAGUGGUCUUCUGCGUCAAACUUUUUAAUGUGAUCAGAACCAGAACCGACCCAGACCUGUCUGCUCCUUUUGUUUGACCCUCAGUUUGUCACAUGGAAUCAUCUUUUAUGUUUCAGUUCAGCUUUGAUGAAAACGGGAUUUGACCCUUCCCCUGAGUUCCUGACCUCGAACGUUUUCCUUUCCGAGUUUUUGGAGUUUUAACCUGUUGGAAGAAAACUUUAACUCUUGAAUUUUGCCCGCUUAAGUGGAGUUUAAUGAUGUUAUUACCCGCUUAAGUGGAGUUUAAUGAUGUUUUGAGCUGAAGCUGACUGAUGUCUAGAGGCUGAAGCUGGAUUUCACUCAUUUAGAAAAAAUAAGUUUCUUUUGGAAACUUAAAAUUCCUGGAUAAAGAUCCUCCUGGAGGUCUUAAGGUUACGUUUGCUUCUGUAGUCUUCAUCCAGAACCAAAAACACCCCUUUAUUCCCUACAGUCUGGUCUUCUCGUCCGACGCUGUCGGUUUGAUUGUUGUGAGUUUGCUAAAUCUGGUUUAUCUGUUUGUUGUGUUUUAUGAUUAGAGAGACAUAUUCUGAUUCUCACGGUAAACGGUUUGUUGUGUUUAGUAACCAGGUGGAUCUGCAUUUCCCUGAACAGAGGCUGACACUUCCUUCAUGAAUAAUUAACUUUUGUACAGAAAGGCCUUGGGCCUUUCAUGCAUGCAGCCUGUAAAUAAAGUAUUUAUUUCUUCA